CAAUGGCAGUAGCAGAGCGGAUCCUGUAACUGGCAGCUGCUGUUUCAUCAGACAACUGUUGAGCACAUCUCUGGUAGAAACAAACCUCCCCAGUAGUUGUCUGCCCAGUAGAAUUUCUGCUGCAGCUUACACACGAUAUAAAUGCGAAGUGUAGUAUUUAACCAUGAAUAAGGACACAGAGAUCGACAUGAAGGAAGUGGAGCUCAAUGAACUGGAUCCUGAGAAGCAGCCCAUGACGGGCGAUGGCCAGGCAGCAGGAGGGGAGAAAAAUGGCAGCGUCAAGCUGAAGGUCCCCGAGGAUGAGGUUACAUUCACCGGCCUGUCCAAAGAGGAGCUGAUGAAGGUUGCUGGUACUCCAGGAUGGGUGCGAACCCGGUGGGUGCUUCUCGUCCUGUUUUGGCUGGGCUGGGUAGGCAUGCUGGCCGGAGCCAUUGUAAUCAUAGUCCAGGCUCCUCGCUGCAAACCCAUCCCUGAGAUGAACUGGUGGAACGAAGGACCUCUGUACCAGAUUUCUGACCUCAAAGCUUUCUCUGACGGACUGGCAGGUGUUGAGGCAAAGUUGGAAGAAGUGAACCAGUUGAAGGUGAAAGGCUUGGUUCUUGGCCCUCUUCACACCGUCCAGGCAGACCAGAUACACACCCUGGAACUUCAGGCAAUAGACCCAGACCAGGGAAAAGAGGAAGCCCUGGUCGCCUUGUUGGAAAAGGCCCACAAGAAGGGCAUUUCUGUGGUGCUUGACCUGACUCCGAACUACAUGGGAACUGCUGCGUGGUUUAGCAGUGGUGAUAUCGGUGAUGUGAUGGAGAAAGUUAAGGCUGCAGCAGAGCACUGGCUGAAUUUGGGUGUUGAUGGCAUCAAAAUAUCUGACGUCACUGUUGCUGCCAACUCCACUGAAUGGUCCAAACUGCAGGCUGUUGUGCACAGUGAGGACACCAAGAAGAGGGUCUUGAUGGGUGUAGUUGAAAAUCUUCCGGCUGCAUCCGUGUCUCAGAUUGCCAAUACCACCGGUGUAGAUCUCGUUCUGUCUGACUUGCUCCACAGGAAAAAUGGAGGUGUGGAGCGCAUCGAGGCCAUGGACACCCUUCACUCUCAGCAGAGAAAUCUGGGCUGGGGUCUAGGUGCCACCCAAAAAGACCAGCUGGCUAAACUAGCAAAAACUCCAUCCCUAAUCCGUCUCUACCAGCUCUUGUUGUUCACCAUGCCCGGAACCCCCGUGUUUACCUAUGGAGAUGAAAUUGGCCUUCAGGCAGGACAGGGUGAAAAAUAUCCUAAGAUGGUUUGGGAUGUAGAAAAGGAACCAGUUGAAGGAGAAGCUGUUGAUCAGGCUGCUGAAGCUGAGCGUAAGGAACGCGUUGCUAUAAGGAAGUGGUUCAAAUCCCUCAGCGACCUGCGUGGCAAAGAGCGCUCUCUCCUUCACGGCGACUACUACCCUCUUUACUCCUCCCCCUCUUCCCUCUCUUUUCUCCGUGUGUGGGACCAGAGCGAAAGAUAUAUAACAGCUGUUAAUUGGGGAAAUGCAACUGAAACAUUAAAACUCUCACUGGCACCUACAGAGGGAGUAGAGUUGCCGACGACAGCUAAGGUCAAGCUGUCAGCUGGCACGAACUCCACAGCAGAUGAGACCGUCAACCUGGAAGAUAUCACCCUAGGUCCUGGACAAGCCAUCCUGCUGCAGUUCCCCUUUACAGGCUAAAGAUGGCACCAAACGAUAGGAAAGCUAGGUAAAAAUUAGCCUGGUUAUAAGAAAGUUAAGACAGUCCUAAUCCCUAGAAAAUAAAAUGGCAUGUUAAAAAAAACAGGACAUUUCUCUUCACCAUAAUAAAUGAGAGUUUCUAUCAGUUUAUUUAGUCAGAAUAUAAAUUGGAUCAAAAGAAAUCUGCCAUACAAUUGCAGAAUAUUGGCCAGUAUAAACUCUUGGAUUAUUUUGGGUUUUUAUAAAGUUUCUGGGUUUUUUUUUGUUUGUUUUAUUUUUUUUUUAAUUUUGACCUUUUUAGUGCUAGAAAAGCCACCUCAGACAUGCACUCCUCAACUGAACUUUUUGUUUAUUUGUGGUCUUUUAUCGUUGGCUAUCCGUACAUUUGUCCAGAUGUGUGAAAAACAUUCCAUUCUUGUUCUUUGGGCAUUUCUUCAGCAGUCAUUCUGGGCUUUUUUAAUUAUACAUUUUAAGAAAUUCUCUUUUUGUGGCAGUUUUACGUUCUUCAUGGAUUUUUUUUUUUUUUUUUUUUUGCCACUGGAAGGCACACAGCACACGUUCUCGGAUUGAAGUAUUUUUAUGGCUGCUAGUAAACAAAAUUGUUGCAAAUGGCUUAAAGUCUGUCAAGUGAACUGAAUUGGAAAUGAAUAAACACAAAGUUCUGUUCUGA
Messenger RNA from Toxotes jaculatrix (banded archerfish), 2363 nucleotides. RefSeq names its product solute carrier family 3 member 2a (gene slc3a2a). The transcript is spliced from 11 exons. Gene Ontology annotation, biological process: carbohydrate metabolic process; amino acid transport. Bases 164 to 1693 code for a protein of 509 amino acids. Lineage: Eukaryota; Metazoa; Chordata; Actinopteri; Toxotidae. The record is from RefSeq and is a predicted model, not a curated record.